AUGAACCCCAAACCACCCACCGCCCUCAUCACAGGAUGCAGAAGCGGCAUCGGCAAACACCUAGCACUAGCCUUCGCCGCCCACGGCAUCACCGUCCUCGCAACCGCCCGACAAGCCUCCCACCUCAGCGCCCUAUGCGCCCAAAACGAAAACAUCCACCCCCUACCCCUCGACCUCGACGACCCAAAAAGCAUAGACCUCCUAGCAAAGGACGUUGAAGCCCUGACGGGCGGCCACCUAGACUAUCUGGUCAACAACGCUGGUCUGCACUACGCAGCAACAGCGAUGGAUCUGGACAUCCAAGAGGUUGCAAAGGUGUUUGGCGUGAAUGUCUUUUCUGUGAUGCGUCUCUGCCAGGUCUUCAUGCCGCUUCUCAGAAAUGCGCGGGGGACUAUUGUGCAAAUUGGAAGUGUGACGCGAGAUGUACCCGUUGUAUGGCAGGGUGCGUAUAAUGCGUCCAAAGCUGCACUUAGUCAGUACACGAGGACUCUCCGACUGGAAGUGAAGCCGUUUGGCGUAAACGUCGUUGAAGUAGUUACGGGGUUCGUGCAAAGCGAUAUCCUGCGUCAUGGGUUCUACGCUCCGGAUACGAGUCUCUAUCUACCUAUAAAGGAACGGAUGGAGGAGAUUAAAUUCCGGGGGAAUCGGAAUGGGAUGCCCGCGCAUGAGUAUGCUGAAGCUAUUGUGCGAAGGUUGGUUACUAGACGGGCUGGUUCGGAAAUUUGGCAAGGCGGACGGGCAUUUUGGUUGCGUGUUAUGCUGAUGGUCCUUCCGCGAUGGUUACUGGAUUUGUUCUUCUAUCGUCAUUUCGGGCUUGAUCGUUUGAAAAGUGUUCGAUAA
This is a messenger RNA of Pochonia chlamydosporia 170, 840 nucleotides long. Its product is annotated as short chain dehydrogenase reductase protein. The coding region runs from base 1 to 840 and encodes 279 amino acids. Gene Ontology annotation, cellular component: lipid droplet; endoplasmic reticulum. Lineage: Eukaryota; Fungi; Ascomycota; Sordariomycetes; Hypocreales; Clavicipitaceae. Gene Ontology annotation, molecular function: triacylglycerol lipase activity; acylglycerone-phosphate reductase (NADP+) activity. The record is from RefSeq and is a predicted model, not a curated record. Gene Ontology annotation, biological process: phosphatidic acid biosynthetic process; triglyceride catabolic process. The transcript is spliced from 3 exons.